Molecule: messenger RNA, 5404 nt
Organism: Zea mays
Lineage: Eukaryota; Viridiplantae; Streptophyta; Magnoliopsida; Poales; Poaceae
Exons: 11
Coding region: 4108-5139 (343 amino acids)
Molecular function (GO): protein binding
Source: RefSeq, marked validated
AAAUCACCUGUAUUGAACCGAAAACAUCAUACGCCGCCGCCUGCCUCUCCCGCCGGCCGUGGGCUGCCGCAUCCCGGCCUGGUGCCCUCCGGCGGCCGCAUCCAAACCCCCCCACCCCCUCGCGUAGAUAAGCCUAGUAAUCAGUCUCGGCGGCGCGGGACGCUGUGGCGGGGGAGACCAGUGCGAGACUGCGCUGUCUUGUCCAUUGGGGGGAUUUGGGGCUGUGCGCGAGGCAGUUAAUAAUGCCCGUCCUCUCCCCAAGUCAGAGUCCGCUGCCAUGGCCGUCGCCGUCGCCGUCGACGUCCCCUCCUGCAUCCAGCUCCUCCGCUCCUGCAGCGCGGUCGCCGGCCGGCAGCUCCACCAGCUCCUCCUCAAAUCCGGCCACGUCCCCUCCUCGCUCCCGCCCACUAACUCCGUCCUCCUCAUGUACGCGCGCGGCUCUCCGCUCCACUCCCGCGACGCCCGCCGCCUGUUCGACGAAAUGCCCACGAAGAACUGCUUCUCCUAUAACUCCAUCAUCACCGCCCUCUUCAAGUCCGGAGACCACCGUGCGGCUCUCCGCGUGUUUCGCUCCAUGCCUGACAGGAACACCUUCUCCUACAACGCGGUGAUAACUGGCCUCACUGGUGCUGGGGAUCUCGACACCGCGAGUGAGUUGCUAGAUGAGAUGCCCGUGAAGGACGCCGUGGCUUGCAACGCUGUGUUGCAUAGGUACGUACGCUGUGGCCGAGUGGAUGAGGCCUUUGCUCUGCUCAAGAGAAUUGGUUCGCAGUGCGAUUCGGAUGGGAUCUUACCAUGGAAUGACCCCUUCGUGCUUACCACAGUGGUUGGCGCCUGUGCUGAUCGGACGCAGUAUGAGAUUGGGAGGCAAGCUCACACCCGGUUGGUGGUUGCCAACACCGGGAUUGAUUCGAUAUUGGGCUGCGCGUUGAUUGACAUGUAUUGCAAGUGUGGGGAUUUGGACUCCGCUCACCAAGUUCUUGACAGGUUAGAACAUGUCGAUGAGAUUUCGCUGUCCGCAUUGGUCUAUGGCUACGCAUCUUGCGGACAGUUGCACAAGGCGUUAUGUCUUUUCGACAAGAUGGAGAGCCCCAGCAUUGCUCUAUGGACGUCUCUUAUCAGUGGUUGUAACCCUGCCUAUCAUGGAGAUGGUGCUUUUGUUCUUUUUGUAAGGAUGUUGCGGUCAGAAAUGUUGCCUAAUUCUACUAUUUAUGCCAUUGUUCUGAACAUGUGUGGCUUUUUAGGCAUGCUGAAGCCUGGUCAGCAGACGCAAGCUUGUGCUUUAAAGAGUGGGGCUGUCAAUGACUUGAUAGCAGCAAGUGCUCUCAUUGACUUCUACUCGAAAUGCGGCCUCUGGGCAGAUGCCUGCCAAGCUUUCAGUGAGCUUAGGCAUCAUGACACCAUUGUGCUCAACUCAAUGAUCACUGUAUACUCAAACUGUGGCCAAAUAGAUGAGGCUAGAAGAGUUUUUCGUUUGAUCCCUAGCAAGAGUGUCAUCUCAUGGAAUUCUAUGAUUGUUGGGUUCAGUCAAAACGGGCAUGCUCUUGAUGCAUUGGAGCUGUUCUGUGAGAUGCACCGGCUUGGUUUGCAGCUUGACAAUGUAGCUAUAUCCAGUGUCCUUAGUGCAUCAGGCAGCAUCUGCUCUGUAAGUUCCGGGGAGCAGAUUUUUGGUCUUGCUAUUGCGCUUGGUCUGCAGUCUGACCAUAUUGUAGCCUCCUCGCUCAUUGACCUAUACUGCAAAUGUGGUAACUUGGCCAAUGGACGCAGGAUCUUCAGUGGUAUUGCUAAUCCAGACGAAGUCCUGUGGAACUCAAUGCUUAUAGGUUAUGCUUCUAACGGGUAUGGACUCGAGGCACUGAAACUUCUAGAUUUAAUGCAAAGUAGGGGUCUGAAGCCAAGCGAACGGACAUUUGUUGGUGUCCUUUCUGCAUGCUGUCAUUCUGGGCUUGUGGAAGAGGGAUUGAGAUGGUUUUACCGGAUGAAGGAAGAUUUUGGCGUGAGUCCAUCAGCUGAGCAUUAUGCAUGUGUGACUGACCUGUUGGUCCGAGCAGGUCGACUGGAUGAAGCAGUUGAGUUCAUAGAGAACAUGCCUUUCAAAGCUGAUGCAAUUAGUUGGACUUCUAUUAUUGGAGGAUGCAAAGCCCAGGGCAAUGAGGUUCUGUUGGACAAGGUUGCAAACAAAUUGAUGGAAACAGGAUUGUCAACACAUUCAAGUUUGUAUGUGCAGCUGUCAAGCACACUCGCAGCUCAUGGGGAUUGGGACAAAUCAGCUGAGAUUAGGAGUAUGAUGCAUGACAGAAGAAUCUCAAAGAAUGCUGGGCGCAGUUGGGUUGACAGGGCAUAGAGGAAAUGACCAGUGUCACCUCCCACAGGCGUCUCGGUCCAUUUUCUCUUGGGCCUUCCCUAUUGGCUUUGGUUUCUUCGAUGUGUUCUUCCGCUAGUUAGGAAGUGGUAACAAACAACGAUCCUGCUAAAAUAUGUGCUUUUGAUCAUUUGCUUAGUUGAACCAUAUGAGGUGAUUUCUUGGAUGUGGAUUCCUGAAGCAUGCACAGGUUAAUGCUAAUGAUUCAGUCCAUGAUAUCUUCGACAUCAAAAUUGACCAUAAUGAAAAUGUGUCAACCACCAAAAAGAAAAUCUUUAGCUCUAAAGAAGAGAAAGGAAGGGCUCUGAAGUUGAAUAAUGAACACGGUCUAGCCCAGGUAAGCUGUAAGAGCACCCUUUGCAUUUUGGUUGACCCAGCAAAUGCUAGUUACACAUGCGCAAAGGAGGCUCUUUUGUUUACUCAACCACAGUUCUACAAUUCUAUUCGGUUCAUGGAUGCUCCAGAAGAGUUGCUUUUGUGGAAUAUGUUGUUUGUGAAUAACAUAGAGGUCGAUCAACUCUCCAGAAGAGCUGUUUUGUGAACAAUACAGACAUUUAUGUGAACAUGGAUCCAAGUUUUCUCUCUCUUUCAGCAAUCCCUACAGCGGCCAAAUCAUUGCGUCUCUGGGGUGGGCACAGGAUGGAGAGUGGAGACUCUGGGGUGGGCAUAGGAAAGAGACUCCGGCAUCAAGCAAACAGUUAAUUGAUGAGCAGCCGUACUGAUGCGCGGUGAGAAACGUGAGCGGCGCGCCACAUCGGACAAUGGCAGACAUCAAAUCAAGGCACAUACAACACAUGCUAGACCUUUAGUUCUAAGGGCUAGUGUGAAACUCCAUUUUUUUAAUGGAUUUCCAUUUUCCAAGUGAAAAUAAACUAAUUUUUCUUGGAAAUUGAAAAUCCUCGGAAGAAUGAGGUUUCUAAACUAGCCCUAAGAAUUAGAUAUAAAAGCAGAUACUUAUUAAGAUAUUAAUUUUUUAGUUUUUUUAUUGCAAAUCUACUUGUUAUUUGUUUCUGCUGCAGGUCCAUCUAUUGUGAUCUUGUCAUGUUCUUGUAUCUUCGCAAUGGACAAAAGGGGGUUGGACAGUAGUACCUAGGAUUAUGUGCGCUUGUCUUUAAUUCAAAACUGUUUUUAUAAUAUUGUCCCUAUCAAUUACAACUGUAGCAUUUCGAACAGCUGUCUUUAAUCUGAAACGAAAAACUUAGAUUCAGAAGGCCUAGAUACAGGAGGAUACAACGUCGAAAACUAGCCAUGUCAUUAAAAUUUUGGGUCGGAGUAAAGUUUUCAAAACUCAAAAUACCAUUGUAUAUAUAAUACCAUAGUUUUGAAAACAUACUUUUUUAAAAAUACAAUCAAACACUUUAUAACAUUUAUGAUGAUAUUACUAAAAGUCUUGGUACUACAAAAAUAUUUUAUUUCCACAGGCUCUCAGUAGUUAACUCAGCAAUGGCGCCGAUCUAACGGGAAGAGAGGCACGUCCCACGCCGCGGAAUCUUCUCGCCUCGCCUCGUCUCCUCUGUUCUCCAGUUCUCUCAUAGUCACUCCCCCAACUCUGCUGCUUCCCGUGGCCGUGGUUCAAAAUUCGAAUCCAGAAAGACUUCCCCAAGCAUUUUCCGUUUCUUUAAACCGUCAUCGUCCUCCCUCGUGCUAGCCUCGCUCGUUGCGCGUUCAAAUUUCGAACCACCUCCGCCUUCGACGCCCCAAACCCUAGCCCGACCCCUCCUCCUCCACCUGCGCCACCGCCCACCAUGAGCUCCGCCGCCGCGCCAGCUGCCGUCGGCAGCGGCAAGGAGCUUGCCAACCCGCCCGCCGACGGAAUCACCAACCUCCGCUUCUCCAACCACAGCAACAACCUCCUCGUCUCCUCAUGGGACAAGACGGUGCGGCUCUACGACGCCGACGCCAACGUGCUCAAGGGGGAGUUCAUGCACCCCGGGGCCGUCCUCGACUGCUGCUUCCACGACGACUCCUCGGGCUUUAGCGCCGGUGCCGACCACACCGUGCGGAGGUUGGUAUUUAGCUCGUCCAAGGAAGAUGUUUUGGGGCGGCAUGAUGGUCCGGUUCGUUGCGUGGAAUACUCUUAUGCUGCAGGUCAAGUCAUCACCGGCAGCUGGGAUAAAACUGUAAAAUGCUGGGAUCCAAGAGGAGUUAGUGGACCAGAGCGCACCCUUGUUGGGACAUAUGCUCAACCUGAACGUGUAUAUUCUCUUUCGUUAGUAGGAAAUAGGUUGGUUGUUGCAACAGCUGGAAGACAUGUAAAUAUUUAUGAUCUGCGCAAUAUGUCUCAACCUGAGCAAAAAAGAGACUCUUCUUUGAAAUAUCAAACACGAUGUGUUCGAUGUUUUCCCAACGGAACAGGAUAUGCUCUUAGUUCUGUUGAAGGGCGAGUUUCUAUGGAAUUCUUUGAUCUAUCUGAGUCUGCUCAAUCUAAAAAGUAUGCUUUCAAGUGUCAUCGGAAGUCUGAGGCCGGCAGGGACACCGUUUAUCCUGUCAAUGCAAUUGCUUUCCAUCCCAUAUAUGGAACAUUUGCCACCGGAGGGUGUGAUGGAUUUGUGAAUGUGUGGGAUGGCAUUAACAAGAAAAGACUAUAUCAGUACUCGAAGUACGCAUCAAGCAUCGCUGCUCUAUCAUUCAGUAAGGAUGGGCAUCUGCUUGCUGUGGCAUCCAGCUACACUUAUGAAGAGGGAGAAAAAACGCAUGAACCUGACGCUAUAUUUAUCCGGACAGUGAAUGAAGUCGAGGUGAAGCCGAAGCCCAAGGCAUUGGCAGCCCCCCAGUAGUGCUGUGACCUGUUCUGGAGGCUAGAUGACCCGUACUUCUCUGCGUUGAUGUCAAUUACAUUAGUUGACGGAGUGCUUGUUUGUGUUGAAAGAGCUGAAACGCCUGUGUUUCUUAAUCUGGAACCCUCUUCUCCCGUUUUACUUGUCCGUGGAAACAUUUCAUGUUCCAGCUGGUUGUAUAUUCCGAAACAGACCAUGUUUAAGUUCACUCGGUUCUUCGUUGACUUAAGUUAUUUAUCAAAUAUUUAAGUAUCGUACGUAAGUU